AUGGCUUCGGGGCGAGCUGCCGCGCAGGUGGAGACGGCUCAAGGAGGAACGGCGCAAGGAGGGACGGCGCAAGGAGGGACGGCGCAAGGGGGGACGGCGCAAGGGGGGACGGCGCAAGGGGGGACGGCGCAAGGGGGGACGGCGCAAGGGGGGACGGCGCCAGGGGGAACGGCGGCGGCGGGGGCGGCGAGGAGACAUCGACGAUUCGGGAGCUGGGAUCUCACUGUCAGGUCCGCAGCCGCCGCCGCCGCUGACGAAACUCGCCCCUCGGAACAAGCGCCAGCGGCUCGACACGUGGUAGUUUUUGAGAGGUCGGCUGUAGCGCCAGAGGCGGGUGUGCGGGGAGGAUCGAACAGCUGUUCACGGCCGCCAUCGGCGCCAGCAUCGCCAGGACACGUGGCAGCGUCUGGUUCUGAGGCGUCUCAAAAACAGUCGGCGCCAGCAUCCAUGGGACGCGUGGCAGCAGCAGCGUUUGGAGGAGCUGUGGAUGCCGCGGCGCGGUCAACGGCAGGUUCUGCAGCAGCUGCUGAAGUUUCUGAGCUUUCUGUGGUGUCUGCUGCUUCUGCAGUUGCUGAAAUGAAUGCUGUUUUCGCUGCUUCUUCGGCUCCUGCCGUUUCUGCUGCGUCAGCUGCGGAUGGGAGCGCACAGGAACUGAUGGCACCGCAGCAGCAGCAGCAGCAGCAGCAGCAGCAGCCUAGUCGCCGGCAGGACCUUCGGAGCCGAAUCAUGUCAUCCGUGGUCAACGCUAUAACCAUGCAACGCGGCCGUCCCCAGCCCCACCAGCUGCCGCCUAACCCGCUCCCGCCGUCCUCCUCUCUCCCCGGCGCGAGCGGGCUCCCUCCCUCUUCCUCUCUCCCGCCGUCCUCCUCUCUCUCCAGCAGCGGGAGGCUUGCCGGCCGCGCCGGCGCUGCUGCUGCUGCUGCCGGCUGGCCGGCUGUAGCAAACGGUUGUAGCAAGGGCCGCGCCCUGCCGCCGCCUUCGUCACCGCCACCGCUGCCAACCCCUCCCCCGCCUCCCCCGCCACUUCCCCCGCCACCUCCGCCGCGGCCGCCGCCGCCGCCGCUGCCGCUGUAUCAGAGGCACAGGCCGGCAAGUUUGGACCUGGAACGUCUGGGGAUCAGCACGGGGGGCGAGUUGGUGCUGAAAUCCCCAGGAGAGGAGGAAAAGAGGAGGGAAGGGAGGAGGGGAGAGGAGGAAAAGGGGAGGGAUGUGGAGGAGACGGGGGAAAGGAGAGGUGCUCAGAGGCAGAGGCAGGAGCAGAGACAGUGCCCACGGGAAGCACUGAAAGAAAUGCGAGGCGCCCGAUUGGAGAGGUUGAGGGAUUGCGACGCAACUGGGGAACCAGUGGGCCCACGCAGCCCGAUCCUCCAGAGGGGGAGGCUCGGGAACGCGAACCUGAGGGUCGGGGAGGUUCGGCGGACUGGCAGCAUGGAUUUUAAUAUUUACAAUCUGACAACCCCGAGGAGGAGAAAGGUUGAUGUGGAUUAUGAAGAUUUUAGUGAGGAGGGUAAUUGGGAGGAGAGGGAGAAGGAAAGGGAGGGAGAGAUGGAGGAGGAUGGGAAGGAGGAGAGGGAGGAGGACGGGUUUGAAGGCGAGAGGGUUGACAAUCAAGGCUGGCUGAUUUCUGAGAAAUCUCAGGAAUCGGCUGAUGAUGGAGAGGCAGCAGAAAGGGUAGCAGUGACAGUGAUUGUGUGUGACGGAGGGGAGGAGGAGGAGAGGGAACCAGAUGAUGUGUACGAGGAUUGCAAAUCGGAGGUUCAAUCAGUGAAUGAGAACGCAGGGAGUGCAGCCGAGAAAGGGAAGGUGCCAAGGCAGGGGAUUCUUCAGGUGGAUAUUCAGGUGCCAGGAGAUUCCCCAGAUGCAGACGCGGCUCUCUUCCCUGCUACCCACCCCUCCCCAAGCCCUGCCACUCACCCCAAGGCACCUCAGGGUGAACCCCAGAACGCACCUCAAAACGCACUUCAAAACGCACUUCAAGCUCCCUCUCAGAAUCCCUUCCGCCCUGCUCCCAGCCCGCGCACCCAUCGCCGCAUCUCCUCCUGGGCAGAAGGGGGCGGCGCGGGCCCAACUGCAUACGUGCUGCGGCGGCCAUACAGGGAUUUGACUCGGUUCUAUGAGGUGGGGGAGGAGGAGCUUGGCGUGGGGCAGUUUGGGGUGAUCCGCUCGUGUGUCAGCCGUGCGACGGGGGCUCUCUUAGCAUGCAAGACCAUCAGCAAGCAGAAAAUCGAGAUGGGGGAGGAGGAGCUGGUCGUGGGGCAGUUUGGGGUGAUCCGCUUGUGUCUCAGCCGCGCGAUGGGGGCUCUCUUAGCAUGCAAGACUAUCAGCAAGCAGAAGAUCGAGUCAGCAGAAGACGCGGAAGACGUGCGAAAGGAGGUGGCGAUGCUGCAGCAGGUGAAGGGACAUCCGAGCAUCAUUGAAAUACAUGACUCAAUGGAAGACCCUCGGCACAUCCACAUCCUCAUGGAGCUUGCUAGAGGCGGGGACCUCUUCGACCGCAUCAAACAGCGCUGGAGCAAGCAGAGCAAGGAGAGCAAGGAGAGCGCACACAAGCGCUUGCUUGGAGGAGGGAGUGUGGAGGGGAGAGUGGGGUUUUCAGAGGAAGAGGCGGCGGUGGUGGUGGUGCGAGUGGUGGAAGCGUUACAGUACUGCCACUCGCAGGGCAUCAUGCACCGGGAUGUGAAGCCGGAGAACGUUUUGCUCAUGAACCGGGAUGACGACACGUGUGUCAAGCUGAUUGACUUCGGCGUCGCGGCGCGGUUCCAAGAUGACGUACCUCUCACGGAGUUUGUCGGCACGCCAUACUACAUGGCACCAGACGUACUGGCAGGCUGCUACGGGCCCGAAGCUGACAUUUGGAGCGCCGGAGUUGUGCUUUACACUCUCCUAUGUGGCGCUCCGCCUUUCUUUGCUGACACUAAUGAGGAGAUUUUCCAGGCGAUUCGGGAGAGGCCUGUGAAGUUUAAAGCUGCCCGGUGGAAGAAAGUUGGGGCAGGGGUGAAGGAGUUGCUGAAGGGGAUGCUUGAAAAGGAUCCGGCAAAGCGGAUGUCUGCUGUGGAUGUUCUUGGGCAUCCAUGGAUACUAAUCCAUUCCAGACACAGUUGUAGGCAGGGUGUUAACAAAAAGUAA
Messenger RNA from Closterium sp. NIES-65, 3126 nucleotides. Lineage: Eukaryota; Viridiplantae; Streptophyta; Zygnematophyceae; Desmidiales; Closteriaceae. The record is from the annotation of a GenBank genome assembly.